Molecule: messenger RNA, 2957 nt
Organism: Strongylocentrotus purpuratus (purple sea urchin)
Lineage: Eukaryota; Metazoa; Echinodermata; Echinoidea; Camarodonta; Strongylocentrotidae
Exons: 11
Coding region: 793-2595 (600 amino acids)
Cellular component (GO): membrane
Molecular function (GO): wide pore channel activity
Source: RefSeq, a predicted model, not a curated record
GCCGUGGAAGAAGAAUGCGUGAGUAGUGAACUAAAAGACGUGAUAUGCAAGGAAAUUACAAAGGUACUACUGUCGGGCCCUGUAAUUGAUCAGAUUGUUGACUCUGUAUAUGAAACUGUGUGUAAGAGAUUCGAAGAAAAAAUCUCACAAAAUGUGCAUGAUGGAAUGCUACUUGAACUUGAAAGCAAGAAAAGAGAGGUGAAAGACGUGAAAGAUAAAAUGGAUGCCUCGACAGGGAAAGGGCAGCAAUCGAAUACCUUGAACAAUAUACUAGACGCAACUCGUUGCGGAUAUACGGAAUACCAGAAUCUCAAAACGAAAAUACUGAUAACAUUGCCCUCAAUUUGUUCAAAGAUAAGUGGGAUCUUGACCUCAUUCCUACAGAUCUGGGCAAAAGUCAUCAAGUGACACCUCGCCCACGAACAGAUAAUGGCCAAUUCCGUGGCUCAGAAAAUCGUCCGAGAGCUGUGAUAGUGAAGUUUGUCCGCUACAACAUGAGGAUGUUGGUCUACCAAGCCAAGUCGAAACUUCGAGGAUCCAAAAUAUACAUCAAAGAGGAUCUAACUUCAUCAAGACAGGAGAUAGUCGGUGCCUGUGUCAACAAAAUCAAAGAGAAGCGUGUAAAACGUGUCUGGACACAGGACGGCCGCGUUCUUGUCUUGUCAACUAACGACAAGUUAAUCACCAUCAGAGAUCUCCGUCCUGUUGAAUCUUUAUUAUGAACAAGAGACGAACAAAGAUUCGUCUGAUAGUAAUGUCAAGUCAAGAUGUGGCAUUCGAGGACCAUCAAGAAUGUUUGGCGGAAAACAUGUUUUUCUUCUUAUCAUCUCGACACUGGUAAUAAUUCAAGAUGUCAACCGCUGUUGGGUUACGGCAGAUGAGCUUCCGAUCCAGCACGGCGUCCUCUUUGUCGGUGUCGGCUAUAACAUGAUAGAUGGUAACCCUGAAGGGGGUGACUUACAAACUGGAGGCGUAGAUCCAGGUAUAUUGAUCAGUCGACGGAUCUUCAAAUUCACUUAUGACCAAGGGCAAACAACUUCUGACCUGACGAGUCGCAUUCCCGACGAGAUAUCGUUCGUACGGCGAGACAGUGCCUUUUCAGAAUCAUCACUGUCAACGUUUCAUGGUACAAAAAGUUACGCUUCCAAACUCGCCGCUCAAGUUGAAGUAACAGGUGGAUACGAAGGUGUCAUGGCCGAGGUCCAAUUCGCUGCAAGUGCCCGUUAUCAACAAGUGGCUGACAAAACGUCAGGUGAAGGAUCUGUGUUUCUAAGUAACGAGACAAUCACAAACCUUGGACAAGCACGUUACCGGACGGAACUUGCGCUCACCGGGAAGCAUUUACUCUCACCCGGCUUUGUGGCUGCCGCCUGCCGCCUUCCACAGACCUACACGGAAGCAGAUUAUAUGGAAUUCAUGGAAGACUGGGGAACGCAUGUCAUCGAAGAGGCUAAUUUGGGAAUUAGGGAAGGUGAAAACUUGGAAGAAAAACGAUCAUCCUUCGUCAAUUACGCAGCUCAAAAUGUUGAAGGAAGCAUCUCAGCUUCAGGAGCCUAUGCUGGCUUCAGUGCUUCCUUAUCGGUUGAUAUGGAAUCAUUCAAUAGCGCAAUGGACAGUGAAACUAAGUUUGGCAGCAGUUCUUCAAAGUACAGAAUCGGAACCAAUGAAUUAAACGAGCCCAUCAGCCUAAAACUGAUUGCCAUGCCAGAGAUCUUCGUAAACGACUACUGGACGGGAUUAGAUGACUAUAUAUCUGAAGGCCACUGCACCGCCUCUUUUGAUCUGGAGAGCGUGAAACAAAAUAUGGACCAGGCUUUAUCGAACUACGGCGAAUGGCGUGAAAUAGAUAGGAGCACAAAUCCAGUCAUCCAAAUACCUCUAACGUGGCCGGAUGGGGUCUACGGUCUUCCCAAGCCCUACAACGGUUGCCCUACUACUGAUUGGGACGAGGGAUCUCGCAUUCGAUUUUAUGGCCCAAAAGAUGAACGAGAAAACAAAUGGAGCAACGUUAAUCUUUUUGCGGGUUAUAGCAUAUCAUCGGUUUAUUCGAGACAAGAGUUUUGCAUAAAGACUGUAUCUAGCAUUCCUGGUUCUAGAUGGCAAUGGCAACCUGGAUCUUAUUGCAUCUACCAAUUUGAUUCGACAUGCCCACAAAGCUUCACAUCUAGUAGCAUAGAUUGGGGUUACCCAGAUAAUGACGCCACAUUUGGCAUGACUGAGGGCGUUCAACCUUCUGGGACAGACACUGCAAUCAACUUUUGCUGCCGGAAUGAUAACGUUGUUUCACAGAAAAUACACCUCCCCGUUGAUUCCAACUUCAUGCUUUUAUCACGCUUUGGUAAAUGUCAAAUGGUUCAUGGUAUGUCGGUGAAGAAGGAAUCGAUCUACUGGCCGACUGAUGGCAAGUCCAUAGUAUCUGGAGAUAAUCCUAGCGACGGUUUGUAUAACCAGGGCGUGCGACUGAUCUACUGCUACUACUACCAUAGUGACUCAGAUAUCCAAUUCUCACGUGUAGCACAGACGGAUCGAUUCAUAUCUGAGCAUAAUCGAUUCGUCGAACUUAUUUUUAAGAUUGCUGCUGGCGAAUUUAAUUAAUUAACCAAGUUUACUUAAGUUAAGUUUUGUUUUGGUUUCUAUUGUUUUUCUGUUUUGUUUUAGUUUAGGUUUAGCAUGAUUGUAGCUACUUUCGAAGAAUCAAUUCAAGAGCAAUUUCAAUACCCUAUUGUUUAUCCCAUAAAAACUUUUUCGGAUUACUCAAUCCGUCAUUGUCAUGUUUGCAAAUUUCAAUAGGCGAAGCAAAAGAAUAUUUAAUUUAGGUGGGUUUUUUUAGGUUCAAUCGAAUGUAGUUGCGAACGUGUUAUUUAUUUUGUUAAACUUCAACACAAUCUUAAAGAGAAGAUUGAGUUCUGGGAAGAGGUGACAAAUAAUUUGUGAGCGUUGUCAUUGUUAUUACGCAA